AUGGAUCAUCUUGAACAAGAGAACCACAAGCUUCGUGAAGAGGUGACGACCCUCCGGGCCGAGAAUGAGAUUUUGAGGAACUUAGUAUCUUUGAUGACGGUUGCACAAAGACAACCAUUAUCUCAUCCUAUUGUUAGCACUCAAGCCCACACGGUUGCUUCCACUACCCCGAUUUCAACAGUGUUUGCUAGUACUCCUCAACAUGCUAUGGUGAAAGCUGAAUUGGAAGAAAAGUUUGACAGAAUACAGUUUGAAUUGAAAGCUCUUUGUGCGAAAGAACUGUUUGGGAAAAAUGCUUAUGAUCUUUGCUUGGUUCCAAAUGUUGUGAUACCACCCAAAUUCAAGGUCCCUGAUUUUGAGAAGUACAAAGGGAACACUUGCCCUGAGCUUCAUUUGGUAAUGUAUGUAAGAAAGAUGUCUGCUCAAGUAGGUAAUGAUGAGCUCCUUAUCCACUGUUUCCAAGAUAGUUUGACUGGUGCCGCACUGAUAUGGUAUAUGGGUCUAAACAAGGUUGAUGUCAAAACUUUCAAUGAUUUGUGUGAGGCUUUCGUCCAACGAUUUAACUACAACUUGCACUUGACCAUGAAUGAUAAUGAAUCCUUCAAAGCUUAUGCCCAACGGUGGAGAGAUGUGGCUGCACAGGUCCGUCCACCUCUAGAAGAGAAAGAGUUUACCGAAAUUUUCCUGGAGACUUUGGAUCAGUCCUAUUAUGAGCAUAUGCUUGCAAGUGCAUCCGGCAGCUUCGCAAAGAUGAUGACCGUCGGCAUGCGUGUUGAAGAAUGGGUCCGAAAGAGACGUUUGGUGAAAGAAAGUGUUCCCGCUGAUGAUUCCGAGUACGAAGAUCAGGAAAUGAGUGUGAUAGAAAGUCAACCUCAACAACAGUAUCUGGCUUAUCACCCUGCUGCCGCUGUUAUGCCUAUCACAAAUGUUGUUCAAAACUCGAGUUAUCAACCUCAGUUUCAACCAUAUCAACAACAGUAUCAGCAAAAACCUCGACAACAGGCUCCAAGAACUAAAUUUGAUCCAAUUCCAAUGAAAUAUGCGGAGUUGUUUCCUGAUUUUCUUAAGAGGAACCUCGUCCAAACUAAACCACCUCCUCCAAUGCCUAAAAAAUUGCCUGCACGGUUUAGAGCCGAUCUCUCAUUUGUCUUCCAUCAAGGGGCACUAGGUCAUGACAUUGAGCGUUGUUACGCUUUCAAGAAUGCAGUCCAAGAUUUAUUUGAAGCUGGUCUCCUACCUUUCUAA
Medicago truncatula (barrel medic) is the source of this 1245-nucleotide messenger RNA. RefSeq lists its product as uncharacterized. The coding region runs from base 1 to 1245 and encodes 414 amino acids. The record is from RefSeq and is a predicted model, not a curated record. The transcript is spliced from 2 exons. Lineage: Eukaryota; Viridiplantae; Streptophyta; Magnoliopsida; Fabales; Fabaceae.